UGAAUUGGUUGUUGCUAAAAUUAUGUGUUACUAACUUUCUGCCUAUAUUUGCAACAAUGGCUAGGCCAAGAAGGUUCAAGGCUACACCACUUGAUACAGAGAUCACUUCUGCAAAUUCUGAUGAGGUUAGGUGUAAACGCUUUAAGGUUGCACCACCUGAAGCUGGUUCUGCAUCACAAACUUCGUCUAAUGGUAGUGAUCAUGUUAGCAUGCCACCGACACAUAGGCCUGAGUAUGCUUCAUCUGAAUCUGAUUCAUCGGAUGAUGAUGAUGUCCCUCCUACUUCUAGUGAGACUACUGUAAGUAAGAAGAAGAGCUAUUGGAUUGUCAGUCUUAUUGAUAAGGGUGGUACCAUUACAGAAGGAAGACCGAAGGUGUGAGAUAUUUGGUCACUUCCUACGGGUAAAAGAAUUAUCAUCCCGUGCAAUGAGCUUGGCCAA
Lycium ferocissimum is the source of this 440-nucleotide messenger RNA. RefSeq lists its product as uncharacterized. The record is from RefSeq and is a predicted model, not a curated record. The coding region runs from base 57 to 380 and encodes 107 amino acids. The transcript is spliced from 2 exons. NCBI's taxonomy places the organism in Eukaryota, Viridiplantae, Streptophyta, Magnoliopsida, Solanales, Solanaceae.